CCGGAUGUUCGCCUCAACGUGUCGAGGGGAGAUUCACGUGUGAGAUUUUGGACUUCUUGCUAAAUUCUCGAGUUGGAGAGAAUUCAAAUAAUUUUCCAGCGUAUACCUGCAGUGAGGCGUCAUGGGUCGUAAGUUGGAUCCCACCAACAAGGUGAAAAGAGGGCCGGGAAAGAAGGCCAAAAAGCAACAGGGGGCAGAGACUGAGCUGGCAAAAUUUCUGGCUGAUGAGGAUGGUGGACCGAAACGUUUGUCCAGCAGAGGAAGGAAAAGGGCUGCAAAAAGAACCCAAGCCCCUACGAAACCUAAAAGUGUUGCAGAGAAGCCGCCAAAGAAAGGAUUCUCUGAUGAGAACAGUAAAUGGUUGAAACCAGCCAAGAGGAAGCACAAGCUGGAUGAGCCUGAUAGUGACAGUGAUGAGCACUGGGAGGAAGAGGAGGAUGAUGAAGAGGAGGAGGUGGAGAUGCAGCAGCCGCUUGUGAAGAAGAAGGAAAAAACAGAGCAGAAGAAAAAAACUAAAUUACUGGAAGAUGAGGACGAAGAACAGGAUGAUGAUGACGACGAUGACGACGAAGAAAUGGUUGACGACUAUGGCACAAUGGAGGUUGGCAGUGACGAAGAGGCAGCGGAGGAAGAGGAUGGAGAUGAGCUCUUACCGAUCGAGCGGGCGGCUCAGAAAGACAAGAAGAUGAAGAAAACGUUGGAUCUGGACAGUGAUGAGGGCAGCGACGAUGAUGACGAUGAUGAUGAUGAUGAUGAUGAUGAGGAUAAGAAAUCUGCUGAUGAAGAGGAAGACACUCUGCAAACCAACAUAGAAGAUGAGGAUAAAUUCAGGCUUCCUAAAGCAGAAGAGCAAGAAAAAGAGGGGCUGCUGCCGAUUGACCUGAAGACGAUCCACCAGAGAAUCAAGGACAACAUCGACGUCCUCUGCAACUUCUCCACAAAGCGGGAGGAGGGGAAAGAGCGAGCAGAGUACAUCUCUCUCCUGAAGAAAGAUCUCUGCACCUACUACAGCUACAACCUCUACCUCAUCGACAAACUCCUGGACCUGUUCCCGCUGUCCGAGCUUGUUGAAUUCCUGGAGGCAAAUGAAAUUCAGAGGCCCGUCACCAUCAGGACCAACACGCUGAAAACCAGGAGGCGAGACCUGGCUCAGGCUUUGAUCAACAGAGGCGUCAACCUGGAUCCUCUCGGGAAAUGGUCCAAAGUGGGUUUGGUCAUCUACGACUCCUCUGUCCCUGUUGGUGCGACUCCCGAGUACCUGUCGGGUCAGUACAUGCUGCAGGGAGCCUCCAGCUUCCUGCCUGUCAUGGCUCUGUCUCCCCAGGAGGGGGAGUUGGUGCUGGACAUGAGCUCAGCACCUGGUGGAAAGACCACUUAUAUUGCUCAGUUAAUGAGAAACACUGGAAUGAUAGUGGCCAACGACGCAAACGCUGAAAGACUGAAGAGUGUGGUGGGCAACAUCCACCGUCUCGGGGUCACCAACACCAUCGUCUGCAACUAUGAUGGACGACAAUUCCCUAAGGUGAUGGGCGGGUUUGACCGGGUUCUGCUCGAUGCACCGUGUUCAGGAACCGGUGUCAUCUCUAAAGACCCUGCUGUGAAGACCAGCAAGGACGAUGCUGACAUCCUGCGAUCAGCUCACCUGCAGAAGGAGCUGUUAGUGUCUGCCAUCGACUCUGUCAAUGCUGACUCGACAUCUGGAGGUUACCUGGUCUACUGCACCUGCUCUAUCAUGGUGGAGGAGAAUGAAUGGGUGGUGGACUACGCGCUAAAGAAACGAAAUGUGAAAUUGGUCCCAACUGGACUUGAUUUUGGCAAAGAAGGUUUCACUAGGUUCAAAGAACGAAGAUUCCAUCCCACUCUCAAGCUCACAAGACGAUUUUAUCCCCAUUCUCACAACAUGGAUGGGUUUUUCGUUGCUAAAUUUAAGAAGUUCUCCAAUGUCAUUCCCUCAACAACAGAAAAGAAAGUGGAAGAGGAGGUUCCAGCAGGUGAUGAAGAAGUUGAGGCAGAUCCUACAGAAGCAUCAAAGAGUGAUAAGAAGAAGAAGACCGGAUCUGUUAAAGUCCAAACAAACGGCACCCCCGGAAAGAAGCCGGCAACAGUCCAGCAGAAAGGCAAAAAAGACUCACCACCGCCCUCUAAAAAGGCCAAGGUGGAAACAGAGACUGCGAAGAAGCCCGUGGGUGAGAAAAUGACAGGCAGCAAGUUUGAGAAGAAGCAAUCCAAAAACCGUAAAACGCCGAUGAAAGCCAAGAAGAGGAUGGGAAAGAAUAAAUUUAAAAAGCUGAAGUUGAUGCUGAAGAGACAGGAAGGGCGGGACCAUGUGUAGUUGAAGGUGUAAGAUUGUGUGACAUGUUUUGUUUUUCUUAUUGUGUUGUUUCUCAAAUACGAACUAGACUUUUGUGAGGAUGUCACAGCUUUUAUAUUUGUAUAAGAGAAUAUUCAUGAUUUAUUGAUCCAUGCAACAACGUCAAUAAGUCUGAGACAAAAUAAAUGUUUUAAGAUACAUUCGAUGUCAG
Messenger RNA from Synchiropus splendidus (mandarinfish), 2522 nucleotides. RefSeq names its product NOP2 nucleolar protein homolog (yeast) (gene nop2). Bases 122 to 2332 code for a protein of 736 amino acids. Lineage: Eukaryota; Metazoa; Chordata; Actinopteri; Syngnathiformes; Callionymidae. Gene Ontology annotation, biological process: maturation of LSU-rRNA; rRNA base methylation. The transcript has 16 exons. The record is from RefSeq and is a predicted model, not a curated record. Gene Ontology annotation, cellular component: nucleolus. Gene Ontology annotation, molecular function: RNA binding; rRNA (cytosine-C5-)-methyltransferase activity.